Molecule: messenger RNA, 1256 nt
Organism: Lampris incognitus (smalleye Pacific opah)
Lineage: Eukaryota; Metazoa; Chordata; Actinopteri; Lampriformes; Lampridae
Gene: m17
Product: IL-6 subfamily cytokine M17
Exons: 3
Coding region: 16-684 (222 amino acids)
Biological process (GO): ciliary neurotrophic factor-mediated signaling pathway; negative regulation of neuron apoptotic process; immune response
Cellular component (GO): extracellular region
Molecular function (GO): ciliary neurotrophic factor receptor binding; cytokine activity
Source: RefSeq, a predicted model, not a curated record
GACACUGUGUGGGGAAUGAAUGGUCAUGUAAAGAAUAUGUAUUUUCAACUGUCAAUACGAACAGCAACUACAUUACUGUCUCUUCUGCUGGUUAUGGCUGUUGGUCCUUCAAAAACUAUCACACUGUGCAAAAACCAACAGAGUGGGAACUCUCUGCAACAGACGUUGAAGCUAACCAGACUCAUAUAUAAGGAAUCUGUUGAUCUACUCAGGAUAUAUAAGAUCAGUCAAGGAGACAUGUCAGAGCUUUUCUGCAAAAUAUCAAACAAUGAUGUCCCUGAACCUGACAUCUCGGGCUUGGAUCCGUCAGAGAGGAUAGCAAGCAUUUACACACAUCUUCAAGCUUUCGACCCUCAUUUUAAAAGGGUGUUUGAGCAGCAGACAGACUUACAGUUACCCCCGAGUGCACUGCUGAAAGCGUUAAGCAUUGUCAGUAACCGCAGCAGCAGCCUGACUUCUCUGAUAAACUGCAUGUAUCAGAGCCUCUUCCCAAACCUGCCUUUACCAGAGCCAGCAUGGGGACCAACAUCACUACCUCCAUCACAAAACAUAUUCCAACAGAAGGUCUAUGGCUGUAUUGUCCUGAAGAGAUACAAGGAGUUCCUGUCAAAUGCUGCCAAAGAACUAAGGAUUCUAAAAAGUCAAGUGUGCAGAAAGAAGACCCAAAUGAAUGUAGUGCUUUGAGGAUAAUCAAAGGAUGGGUGUCUUCAUUUCAACAUAACUUGUGCACACUAGUUCACUUAAUGAGAAACUUAAUAGGCUAAAUGGCUGAUACAUAAGUGAUUGAUGUCAUAAGUCUUUAUUUAUCUUAUUUAUUAUUUAUUUUGUGUGUGUCUCUGAUAGAGGAAUACACUGAAGUGUAAGAUAGUUCAUACAUUUGCGUGUUUCUGUCGAUAUGCCAGUCCAAAAUCUAAAAUAUUUUAUGUAACAUCUGAAACACUGUCUAUCAAAGCCUAUUUGUUAAGUAAUACUGUGUAAAUAUUUAUUAAAACAAUACUGGAUAACUAUAAUAUUUCCUUUGGCAUCUAUUAAUGUGGUUGAAUCAGUGAUGUCAACUGUAAGUAUGCCAGUAUCAUGCAAAAUCAGUUCUUGGAAAAUUGACAUGAACUAGUUAAUCUUGCCAGCCAGUGACUCUCAUAUUUGAUAUGUUAUAUAUUGUUAUAUUUGGUUUGGCUUGAUCCUUUUCAUGGAUCGUUUAUAUUUUCUCAUUCUGUGUUGUUAUUUGUACAAAACAAGAAUAAAUAAAAAUGAGAUGC